GGGAUGAAAAAGCUAAGUGUGAAAGAACUUGAGAGAUGACGAAAGGAGCGACCCUUGUGUGAUUCUCCUCUUCUCUUUCCCUGUUUAUCAAAACGCACCGACUUGUUGCGUUUUGAAUUCACCGCAUUUUUCCAUGAAUAGCGCGGGGCGUUCUUCCGGUGACUCGCCGCCGAAGGAGGAUAUCGAGUGGGAGAUGCGUCCCGGUGGCAUGUUCGUACAGAGACGCGAAGCUGGCGACGAUGAUCAUAACGACGGACCAAUGAUCAGCAUCAGUGUCGCUUACGGUUCUUCUGACCACGAAGUUUAUCUCCCAGCUCAAUCUACUUUCUGGGAUGUUAAGAAACUGCUUGCACACAAAACUGGUUUAAAGCCUGAGCAGCAAAGACUCUUCUUUAGAGAAAAAGAAAUGGACAAUAAAGAGAACUUGCACGUGGAAGGUGUGAAGGACAAGUCAAAGCUUUUGCUUUUGGAGGAUGCUGCUAGCAAAGAGAGUAAUCUCGAGGAAGGUAGAAAACACAAUGAAAUGUUAAAAGCUUUUGAAGCUGUUGCUUUAGUCAGAUCAGAGGUGGACAAACUUUGUGAGAGGGUGUCGGCCUUGGAGGUGGCUGUGAAUGGAGGGACCCAGGUUUCUGACAAAGAGUUCGUUGUUUCCACAGAAUUGCUUAUGAGGCAAUUGCUGAAGCUGGAUGGUAUUAAGGCUGAAGGUGAAGCAAAGUUGCAGAGAAAAGCCGAGGUGCGUCGUGUGCAGAAUGCUGUGGAUGCCUUAGAUUCCUUAAAGGCAAGAAACUCCAAACCUUUUAGCACCAUUGGUAACGCAGCCUCAGUAACAACCCAAUGGGAGACGUUUGGCUCUGGAAUGGGAAGCUUAAAUGCUCCAACCUCGUCAUCACCAUCUUCUGCAAAUGUUACUCAAGAUUGGGAGCGGUAUGAUUAGUUCAGAAAAUGUUGCAUCAACAUGAAAUUAUACAGUACGUACAAUACCAUAUUUUUGGACCUUGAUUCUUCAUUUAAGGUCAUAUUUUUUGUACUUAAGGCAAUAUCUUUCAACCUUUUGAUUGUCGUUGAUGAAUACAAAAAGGUAAAUGAAGGAGCAUAUUCUAGAUACUCCUGCCACAAAUCUGUUCAUGAAAUUAUGAGAGUUCAUCAAUUGUUAGUAUUGAUCUGGCCUGAUGGCAUGUUAGAUUUUUAAAAAAAUUCACUGUUUUUAAUUUA
Molecule: messenger RNA, 1212 nt
Organism: Trifolium pratense (red clover)
Lineage: Eukaryota; Viridiplantae; Streptophyta; Magnoliopsida; Fabales; Fabaceae
Product: BAG family molecular chaperone regulator 4-like
Exons: 4
Coding region: 134-934 (266 amino acids)
Biological process (GO): protein stabilization
Cellular component (GO): cytoplasm
Molecular function (GO): protein-folding chaperone binding; adenyl-nucleotide exchange factor activity
Source: RefSeq, a predicted model, not a curated record